Messenger RNA from Entamoeba histolytica HM-1:IMSS, 444 nucleotides. Its product is annotated as coatomer subunit beta', putative. Gene Ontology annotation, biological process: vesicle-mediated transport; intracellular protein transport. Gene Ontology annotation, cellular component: membrane coat. The record is from RefSeq and is a predicted model, not a curated record. The transcript has a single exon. Bases 1 to 444 code for a protein of 147 amino acids. Gene Ontology annotation, molecular function: structural molecule activity. NCBI's taxonomy places the organism in Eukaryota, Evosea, Mastigamoebida, Endamoebidae.
AUGGCAGAUAUUAUAAAUGAUGAUCAUCAAUGGAAAGAAUUGACUAAAUUAUAUUUGGAUAAUGAUGAUAUAGAAGAAGCAAUUGAUUGUAUGUUUAAAGGAAAUGAUUGGAGUGGAAUUCUUUUAUUUGGUGUUGCAUUAAAUGAUGGUGAAUUAAUAGAACGAUUAUUGAAAAUUACAGAAGAAAAAGAAAUUUGGAAUAUUGCCUUUGUUUGUGCUCAUAUUAUGCAAAUGAAAGAAAAAUGUGUUCAAAUAUUACAAAAGACAAGUAGAUAUCCUGAAGCUGCAAUGUAUGCUGUUACUUAUGGACUUCCACCUGAAUUAGCUAAAAAUAUUGUUGAGGAAUGGAAAACUGAAUUAUCUGAAAUUUAUCCAAAACAAGCUGAGGCACUUGCAAAUCCACUUGACAACCCUGAAUUAUUUGUUCUUCCUGAACAACAAUAA